UGGCGGGGUUGCUGGCCUGUGGCCUUUGCUCCGGGCCGCUGCGAGGCCUGAGGCCUGCUGGGUUUCGGUUCGGCGUUAACUGUUAACCCGCCAGGGCAGGCUUCCGCCCAGGCACAGGAGACCCCCUGAGCUUGUUCACCUUGAAACUUGGGCUACACCUGAGACCUGCCACCUCAGGGGGGUAUGCGGGUCGUUCUAACAAGCUUUCAUGGCAUUCGUGCGCUCUAAAGUAUAGAAGCUGCUCCAGGCUACCGCAGCCCCGGCCGUCCUGGAGAUACUCUCUCCUGGAGUCUGUAGUGGAGAAUUUACAGCACCUGGACAGCCACGUGCAGUCUCCGAACUGCAGGCCGUCUUUACCGAAAUGUUAAACACAGUUUGAAGUUAGGCAGGAUAACUGCCGGAGCUGGAUGGACCUUAGAGGUGCCAGCUAACGCGCUUUGAGCUUUUUCUGCGUUAGGCCUGCUCUAAACAUUUGACGUGUGUUAAAGCAUUUAUGUGCUUUACCCUAUGUGCACCCUGAUGUUGCGGGCCCUUCUUACAGUAAAAGAACUGCAGCACAGCGAAAUUAAGCAACUUGCCCCAAAUCACGCAGAACUGGGAUGCAAACCCAGGUCUAGCUCACUCGUGAUCACAUCUUUGGUGACAUAUAUAAAUAUCAGUACUAUAUAUAUCACCAUUUUUUUUGCUUUGCUAAAAUUUUGCUUUGCUAAAAGGUUUUUGUGUCUUCAGGGUAGUUUACUUGCAAGCCCCAUGUUUUUAUUAAAAAAAGUGGGUGCUACCUGAAUAAAACUAAUGCCUACCCCUUGGUGGUUUUGUGAAGACUGAUGAACUAUUAUAUUCAAAGGGUCCAAGCAGUAAGCAUUUACUGAAGGACAGCUAGUUUUAGCCAUUAUUAUUCUGCCAUUCAGAAACUACUAAGACAUUUUUCUUCCCUGCACCUAAAAGCAAGGGUGUCAAACUUGAGAUAAGCAUUCUGAUAACGUGUAGGCAAAGUUUCCAGACUUAGUAAAAGCACCUUAGUCAUGGCUCAAGAGGAGUGACAAGUUACCACCUAUUUGCAAUUCAAGGAGAAUAUAAGAUAGAGAAGAAAGCUGUGAAUGAAUUUCAUUUGAUUAGCAAUAGUUUGGAUACUCUACUGGUCUUGCGUCUCUACAGCCUCUCUUCCACCUGACCCCUAAAUGUUGAAGUGCUUCAGGAAUUGUCUUAGACCUCUUUCUUCCUUACAUACACUUCCUCUCCAAUAUGGAAUUCUCUUCCCCCAGCUGUUGGCAUGUCUAGUUCAUUUGCAUUUUGGGCAUUUCAGCUCAGCUGUCAUCUCAGUGACCAGUUUUUAUCUGAGCAUGAAUCUUGAUGGCUCUGCACAAGAUCCUGAAAAGAGGGAAUAUUCUUCUGUCUGUGUGGGCAGAGAAGAUGACAUUAAAAAAUCUGAAAGAAUGACAGCUGUUGUCCAUGAUAGAGAAGUGGUCAUUUUCUACCACAAGGGAGAAUAUCAUGCUAUGGAUAUUCGCUGUUACCACUCAGGAGGACCUUUACAUUUGGGAGACAUAGAGGAUUUUGAUGGACGACCGUGUAUAGUUUGCCCCUGGCAUAAAUACAAAAUUACUUUGGCAACAGGAGAAGGUCUGUACCAGUCUAUAAACCCUAAAGAUCCAUCAGCAAAACCCAAGUGGUGCUCCAAAGGAGUAAAGCAAAGGAUUCACACAGUGACAGUAGACAAUGGGAAUAUUUAUGUGACUCUUUCUAGUGAACCUUUUAAGUGUGACUCUGAUUUUUAUGCCACUGGAGACUUCAAAGUAAUUAAGAGUUCUUCUCGAUAAAAGAAAAAAAAUAGAAAUGAAAAAUAUUGUGUAUGCUUGAAAACAUUUUUAGAAUAACUGCUUCAGUUUUAAAGGUGAUGAAAUUUUUCAACAUAGGCACAACUAUUUAAAACUCAUAUAAAUUUGAGAGGUUUAAGAGCACACAUACUUAGUAUGAUGUAAGGAUUAUCAGGAUCAAUAGAAUACAUUUUAUCUAAUCUUCUGGAUUAAUUAGAACCUGAAGGUUAUAGGUUUGGGAUGUUCUGUUUAAGAAGGAUGAAAAUAAAUUUGGAGUAAACAAAUAAUAGGUAAAAAUUAAGGUUUAGUAAGAAAAUUUUUUUAAUUUAAUUUUUAAAAUAGGAAAAAAUCCCUGUUUGAUGUAGCAGAUUUAAUUCUGAAAAAGUUUUAAUAUAUACAAAGUAGACUAUAUAAUGAACUUCCAUCAGUCAGCUUUAACAGUUAUCAGCAUUCUUCCAUUCUUGUUUUAUUUAUAUCUCUAUGGAUUCCCUACCUCUCCUAUUUGAUUGUUAUUUUUACAUUUUUAGGUAAAGUUUAAAUACAUUGAAAUGUUCACAUCUGAACUGUACAACUUUCCCAAAUAACAUAGCAGACUUUUUAUAUUUUAAAAAUACCUCCAAAAAUGAGAUAAGUUUACCUGCUGAACUUGAAAAUAAGAAACUUAACCACUGUGCUAGACAUCAAAACCAAAUAAACCUUGGCUUAGUUUCUCUAUGAUCAAGGCAGAUCUUGAAGUAAGGAAGCCAGACCCAGCUGCUGCCCAGCCAUGAGAGAUGUAAAGUCUCCUAUUCAGUGAGCCAGUGUACUUCGAAUGCCUAUAUGAAAUUUUCAAAUAAAGGUUUUUAAAAAUUUUUUAGAA
Molecule: messenger RNA, 2673 nt
Organism: Macaca mulatta (Rhesus monkey)
Lineage: Eukaryota; Metazoa; Chordata; Mammalia; Primates; Cercopithecidae
Source: RefSeq, a predicted model, not a curated record